AUGGAGGGAGUUACUACCAAUGGCCACGUUGAAGAAACUUUUUGUUUGAGCAAAAAUGGCGGUGUUGUUGCUGGGGCUGAUCCACUCAAUUGGGGUGCGGCAGCGGAGGCGUUGACGGGGAGUCAUUUGGAUGAGGUGAAGCGUAUGGUUGCCGAGUAUCGUAAACCGAUCGUUAAAAUCGGCGGUGAGACGCUCACCAUUGGUCAGGUGGCUGGAAUUGCUUCUCACGAUAGUGGUGUCCGGGUGGAGCUUUCCGAGUCGGCAAGGGCUGGCGUUAAAGCGAGUAGUGAUUGGGUGAUGGACAGCAUGAAUAAAGGGACUGACAGUUACGGUGUUACCACCGGUUUUGGUGCUACUUCUCACCGGAGAACCAAACAAGGUGGUGCCUUGCAGAAGGAGCUAAUUAGGUUUUUGAAUGCUGGAAUAUUUGGCAAUGGUACAGAAUCUAAUUGUACAUUACCACACACUGCAACAAGAGCUGCAAUGCUUGUUAGAAUCAACACACUUCUUCAAGGAUACUCAGGAAUCAGAUUUGAAAUCCUGGAAGCAAUCACAAAGUUUCUAAACAACAACAUUACUCCAUGUUUACCGCUUCGCGGAACAAUCACAGCUUCUGGUGACCUUGUUCCACUUUCAUACAUUGCUGGUUUGUUAACCGGGAGGCCGAACUCGAAGGCCGUUGGACCGUCUGGCGAGAUUCUUAAUGCUAAAGAAGCAUUUCAGCUUGCAGGUAUUGGUUCCGAGUUCUUUGAGUUGCAACCAAAAGAAGGUCUUGCUCUUGUUAACGGAACUGCUGUUGGUUCUGGUUUGGCUUCUAUUGUUCUGUUUGAAGCAAAUGUGCUGGCUGUUUUGUCUGAAGUUAUGUCAGCGAUUUUCGCGGAAGUUAUGCAAGGAAAACCGGAGUUUACCGAUCAUUUGACUCAUAAGUUGAAGCAUCAUCCUGGUCAGAUUGAAGCUGCUGCUAUCAUGGAACAUAUUUUGGAUGGAAGUGCUUAUGUUAAAGCAGAUAAGAAGUUACAUGAGAUGGAUCCUUUGCAAAAACCGAAACAAGAUCGUUACGCACUUAGAACUUCGCCUCAAUGGCUUGGUCCAUUGAUUGAAGUUAUAAGAUUCUCAACCAAGUCAAUUGAAAGAGAGAUUAACUCUGUUAACGAUAACCCUUUGAUCGAUGUAUCGAGGAACAUGGCGUUACACGGUGGUAAUUUUCAAGGAACGCCUAUUGGAGUUUCGAUGGAUAACACGCGUUUAGCUCUUGCUUCAAUUGGUAAACUCAUGUUCGCGCAAUUCUCUGAGCUUGUUAACGAUUUUUACAACAAUGGUUUGCCUUCGAAUCUCUCUGGUGGUAGGAAUCCAAGUUUGGAUUACGGUUUCAAAGGCUCUGAAAUCGCUAUGGCUUCUUAUUGUUCCGAGAUACAAUAUCUUGCUAACCCUGUCACCACUCAUGUCCAAAGUGCUGAGCAACAUAACCAAGAUGUUAACUCUCUCGGUUUGAUUUCUUCGAGAAAAACACAGGAGGCUAUUGAGAUUCUAAAGCUUAUGUCUUCUACUUACUUGAUCGCGCUUUGUCAAGCAAUUGACUUAAGGCAUUUGGAGGAGAAUCUGAGAAAUGCUGUGAAGAACACGGUGAGUCAAGUUGCUAAGAGAACACUCACAACCGGUGUCAACGGAGAGCUUCAUCCGUCUAGAUUCUGCGAGAAAGAUUUGCUCAAAGUCGUUGAUAGAGAGUACGUAUUCGCCUAUGCUGAUGAUCCUUGUCUAGCCACAUACCCUUUGAUGCAAAAGUUGAGACAAGUCCUUGUGGAUCACGCAUUGGUGAAUGUGGAAGGCGAGAAGAAUUCAAACACCUCGAUUUUUCAGAAGAUUGCAACUUUCGAAGACGAGUUGAAGGCUAUCUUACCUAAGGAAGUUGAAAGUGUAAGAGCUGCAUACGAAAACGGACAAAGUGGAAUUCCAAACAAGAUCAAGGAAUGUAGGUCUUAUCCGUUGUACAAGUUUGUCCGAGAGGAAUUGGGGACCGCGUUGUUGACAGGCGAAAAGGCGAUUUCCCCGGGCGAAGAGUGUGACAAAGUAUUCACAGCUAUGUGUCAAGGUAAAAUUGUUGAUCCUCUUAUGAAAUGUCUUGGAGAGUGGAAUGGUGCACCUCUUCCAAUUUGUUAA
Messenger RNA from Vicia faba (fava bean), 2157 nucleotides. The record is from the annotation of a GenBank genome assembly. Lineage: Eukaryota; Viridiplantae; Streptophyta; Magnoliopsida; Fabales; Fabaceae.